CACUAUAUAGUGAUGUGUCAAAACUGCCUUAAGCUGUGAAAUAGGAUUUAGAGGGAAGAGAAAGAGAGGGAGAUUAAUCAUGUAGUAAUUGCCCCAUAAAGAUCCUGAGUGUUAGAAGAUUAAAAUAAUGAGAUAAGCCCCAAUUUACUGACUUGUAGGACUAGAAUGAAAGAAUUUACUACCACUAUUGAUGGUAAUAGUAACUCAACAAAUAAUUGCUCCUCAUACUUGUAGCCUAAAUUAGUAUUGCAUACAACCCUCAUAUUCCUGUAAUUUUCUUUUGCUACAUUUUUUGAACUGGUUAGCGUGGAGUUGCUAUGGAACUAACCCGUUGUGCUGCCCAUAUCAAGAAUCUGACAAGCACAAGUUGAAAACUGAGUAAAUGUAAGGUAUCCUACGAGACUAUAAAGUCUUUUGUUGAAAAGCUAUUUGAAGAAUACAACUCUAAAGAGAAAAGGCAUAUUCUUGAGGAUGAUAUGCAACUUAUUCAUUCACCUAGGGACCUCAUAGGUCUUUUCUCCCUAAUUAACGAUAUGACCAAUCAAGGGCUUCUUCAUUUUGCUGAGGUACUAACAGGUGGUUCAAUUAAGUUUGAGAAAACCCGUUGGAAGAUGAAACAGAUUAUCAAAGGAUGCCUCUCAGAAGAAUUUUCGAAGCAAGAGAAUACUCGAAUGAUAAACUUAUCUGAGAAUCAUUCUUUACUACUCAAGGAUCCACAUAAUUUCUGUUGGAGUUGCGAAUCUCGUUUCAUUCCAGACUCCAGUUCCUACCAUGCUGCGGUUCAUAAGAUACUUAAUGUACUUGAAGACUUACCUACUCAAAGCCUUUCCGCUAUGCAUAGGAAACUCAGAGGCAUCAAAGAUUACAUGCCUAAAUUAAUACCUAAAAAAUCUGGGUGGGGACGAGACACAUUGAUCAAGCGUUUGAGGAAAAAGUGUUUGGGAUUGCUUUCAAAACUUAGUGAAGGAGAUUCAUUACAGGAACCAUUGGCAAAAGCAAUGGAAGUUGCAGGCUUGACUCUGAAGCUGAUUCAAGGACGCCACUACAUAACCAACUUUAAACAAUUUUCACCUGAAAUUAGUGUUCUGCAGAAUGAUAUUGCUAUGUCUAUCCAGCUACUUGAUCAGAGAGUGACAUUUUCAGCGUUGGAGGAUAUACAAGUUCUGCUGGAUCCCAAGGCUAAAUUACCGGAAAGGACAUUACGAGCAUCGAUAAGGAACUUGUUGACUGAAUAUCUUUUCGAGUGCAGUGAUAUGGACACUGUUCCACAAUGUUUACUUGAAGUGCUUGCCAUCACAAGGAAAGGUUCUGAAGCUCCGUAUAAGCAUUUGGCAGAAAUGAAAAUAGAGGAAGAGGUAGAAUGUAUUUUGAGCGUGAGUGCUUCUAUAAAGCAAGUUCUUUGGGACUUGAUUCCUGAACAUGGAUUGGACCUAGAAUUUGUUGAUGCAUACAUGGAGGAUCCUGAAGAAAGUGAUGGUGAUGAUAUGUGGGAGGAUAUCGAACUAGAACAUGUGCAAAAUAAGAUGUCCCAUUCUUGUAAUUCAGAUGAAGAAAUAGCAAGUACUGGGGAGAUGGAACAGGCUAAUUUUAAUUCAGCUGAAAAUUCCAAAUGCAUGGCAGAGAGUAGUUCAACCAAAUCUUAUUCAGCUCUCUUGUCGACAAGAGAAGUUUCCAACCCACAACAUACGCGAUACCACUUGGUAAGUUUGAGAAAUACGGAAGCAGAUAUGAACAAUCAAGAUAGUACACUUUCUUCCUCACCUGAUAGACUUUUUAGAAGCAGUGUUGGGGGACAAGAAGUCACUCAUGCUUCAGAAAAGAACCCAGAACUAGAUUCUUCUAACUUCUCACCUGGGGAAAGGAGAUUGAUGUUUGAUAAUCAAAGCAUGUGUAACAAUCAGUACCUUGCUAUUCAAGCUGCUAGUGAUGAGGCAAGUAUGGUGGCAUAUCGUCUUAUUGGUUGUAUGUUGUAUGAUUUUGCACAAACAGAAGGUUGUGAACUGAAAUCACACGAUGUGUCUUAUCUUGGAGCCAGACGCUAUGAUUUGAAGCAAAAGGAACAGGGAGCUGCGAGAAAAGGACCAGCUACUCACGAAAAAGACGGCUGUUCAAUUCUUAUCAAGGCAGUUGAAGAGCUAAUACCCUCUUGUGCUAAAUGUGAAGCAGAUAGACUGAAGGAAUUGAUGGGUUCAAAAGUAGUCCGGCAAUAAGCAUCUGUUGGAGGCGCUAUCAGUGAACAUAAAAGAACGGAUUACUGAGAUGAUGCAUAGACAUUCUUUUCAGCUAAUUGAUCAAACUAACACACAACUAAACUUGUGUGGCACAUCUACAAGGGGGGUAUUUAGGAGAAUUACGCUCCGACAAUUUUUUUAACGCAUGAUCUUUUGACAGAUUCUGAGUCAUUUUUGUGGUGGGAAGGGGCAUUUUUGUUAGGAAGAUGCGUUUUUAAAUCUAUCAGAAGAUCACGCAUUUAAAAGAACAUGUUAGAAAGUUAUUCUCCAUCUAAGGAGGCGGUGAGGAUCAAGUUGUGAUGAUUAACACGUAAAUUUGAAACAACUGGUCUACAUAUAGAAAGCAAGGUAUGUGUAAUUUUUGCCCAUGGAUGCUUACUGAAAUCUGCAUCAUGCUCUCAUGUCUACUACAAUGGCAGGCCGGUUUUGUUGGUUGCUGCUGAUGCUCUAGUUAGAUUGCAUCAAAGAUCAACUCCAGCUGCUUGGAUCUUUUGAAAGCUGGUGUGUCGGAUGCAAAUUCACUCCAUAUGGUUUAUACGUUAAUAUAAUCGUCGUAUUUUGUACGGAUGCAUUGCCAUGAAGCAUACUAAAUGCGUGGGUCUCUAUAACUUGAGAAUUCUUGCAGUUUAUGUCAGUUGAUGAAACAAUGUUGUAAUGAGAAGCUGGGUUUUAUCAUUGUGCUUUCUAGAUAUGUAUCUUUUAUGCAAGCUAAAGGUCUUUUUGUGAAUAGUCUCUCUAUCCUCCGU
This is a messenger RNA of Cynara cardunculus var. scolymus (artichoke), 2977 nucleotides long. RefSeq lists its product as uncharacterized. The transcript has 4 exons. Bases 477 to 2210 code for a protein of 577 amino acids. Lineage: Eukaryota; Viridiplantae; Streptophyta; Magnoliopsida; Asterales; Asteraceae. The record is from RefSeq and is a predicted model, not a curated record.